Messenger RNA from Aureobasidium subglaciale EXF-2481, 204 nucleotides. RefSeq lists its product as uncharacterized. The record is from RefSeq and is a predicted model, not a curated record. Lineage: Eukaryota; Fungi; Ascomycota; Dothideomycetes; Dothideales; Saccotheciaceae. The transcript has a single exon. The annotation marks the transcript as partial.
AGGAACGCGAGGAUUAUCCCGCUACGUAAACUAGGAAAGCUAGACUAUACUAUACCGAAGGCCUUUCGCCUUAUAUCCCUACUAGCUAUAAUUAGUAAAGGAUUAGAGGCCGUAGUAGCUAAUAGGCUAUUAUAUAUAGCCGAACACUACUCCCUCCUUCCGGUUAACUACUUUAGUACUAGGAAGAAGAGAUCGUAUAAGUAG